UAGGCAAGUAUGCAUGUCAGCCUCUUCAUUGCAUUCGCACUUACUGUGGUUGCAAGUGCGCGCCUCUAUAACGUCGAAGUAAGAGGUAUACUCUUAUGUAAGGAAAAUCGUUACCUACAAGUUUAUUUGGAGCUUUGUGAGCACGAUAUUGGGUAUUCUGAUGACAUCCUCGACUGGAAGUUCGUGCCAGUGAACCAGCGAUUUGAGAUUAAAGGCAACCAUAGCGAGCUCUUUGGAAUAAAUCCUUACCUGCGAAUUCGGCAUAAUUGCCAAGACAUUCAAGAAGAAGUUAUUGUGGAAUUCGGAAAACGAACCAGGGAUACGUCAAUAGACCUAGAUUUCGUUAACCUCGAGGAAGAAGGUCUCAAGGAUUUGAUUCUCAACAAGUACAAGAAAUCAUAAUGAUGGUGGUUUGAAUUCCUGAAAUAAUGAACCAUUUCCGCUUGAAUAUAAGAGC
Molecule: messenger RNA, 457 nt
Organism: Cylicocyclus nassatus
Lineage: Eukaryota; Metazoa; Nematoda; Chromadorea; Rhabditida; Strongylidae
Source: the annotation of a GenBank genome assembly